AUGAUCUCAACCGCCUUCCCCACCAUGCGUCUUUUCACCCUCAUCGCCAUCCUGUUUGUCCUCUUGGCCAACCUCACCCACGCCGCUCCUACGACGGCCAUGGAUACCGUCGACAUCAACGCUGCUCGCGGUAUGGCUCGCGACCUUGAGCCUCGCGUCAUCUCCAACCACACCUUUGAUCUCGAGGAGGCCAAGGCCGCCGUCAUUGCUCACGCUAAAAUGCGCCUUGGCGCCGACCGCUUCUCUGGCAACAUCUCUGCCGAAGAAGCCGACGUCCGCCGCAAGAAAUGGCAUGCCAAGGCCCUUGCCUCUUGCAUGGGCGAGGCCUCUGAGCAGCCUAUGCUUGUCGAGAGGGAGAAGAUGUCGAGCCUUGAUGGAGACGAUGUCGACCCUCGUGACAUGGAGGAGAUUCACAAGCGCAGGAGCUUCUGGCAUCACCUCCUUCGCUGCGCUGACUGCGGGUGA
Messenger RNA from Jaminaea rosea, 465 nucleotides. RefSeq lists its product as hypothetical. The transcript is spliced from 4 exons. The coding region runs from base 1 to 465 and encodes 154 amino acids. The record is from RefSeq and is a predicted model, not a curated record. Lineage: Eukaryota; Fungi; Basidiomycota; Exobasidiomycetes; Microstromatales.